CCAGAAUAUACUAAUUUUGCAAAUCAAAAACCUUUUCUUUUUCUACACUACUCUUAAACUUACAAACUUACAAACUUACAAAUUGCAAUCCAUAAUUCAUUCUUAUGCAAAAAUAUGAAGAAAACUCUCAUUUUUUUAAGUCUUUCAUCACCUUUCUCUCUCCUCCACCAUCAUCAUCAUCAUCACCUAUGACUCUUUUUGUCUCCUCUUCUUUCUUACUAUUAAUAUUAUUUUCCAAAAUCCAAAUUUUGAAUUUUUCCUCACUCUUUAAUGGAGUUUCAAGCUGUGUUAGAUUUUUUCCGCAAUAAUAACUUUUCUGAAGCUGAAUUUGCAUUAAAACAAGAUCUUACUGAAAGAAAACAACUUUUUGGUUCUAAUGACUUCGAGAAGUUUCUUUCUCCGAUGAACCCAUCUCUUGCUCCGGUCAAACUUCCGGCCCAAUCUCACCGGUGGGCUAAUGGGCCUGUUUUGGGUUCUGGGUCGGGCCCAGAUUCUUCUGGGGAUGAUGAGUUUAAAAGUUUGGGCUCUUCUACUUCUGUCAGUGCUGUCUGUUCUUCAGACUUUACGAAUCCAUAUGGACAUCGUUCUACGACACAAGCAGAUUCAGACACUUCCUCUGAUAGAUUGUCUCAGUUUGGAACUGCAAGAGAAUACAAUGAUUUUGAUAUGCAAACUGACUUGUGGUAUGAUGACAAAGAUGAUGGACCAUAUAUGACUCCUAGCUUUGGUGGGGUAGACCCUUUUGGCUGUCCAAGUGAGGAUAAAUUUGUCAUGACUUCUGGGAUGGCAACUAAUCUAUCAAGAAAUCCGUUUUCAUUCAAUCGUUUAUUAGAAGAAUCAGAGGAAAAUGAUCAUCAUUUAGAGUUUCCCUCUCACUCUCAUAAGAUAGCCUCUGAUGUUGUUGUUAAUGGUCAAGUAAAGGACUGUUAUCAACUGGAUGAGAAGAAGGGCUAUCCAGCAGGGGUCGAGUUGGAUCUUGGACGUAUCGGUUCUCGUGAUUGUGAAGACUUUGAUUCCAACCUAAAAGAAGUGAUCUUGAGUGAGUUGGGCUUGAAAAUUGCUAAGCAGAGGCUUUCUGAUACUGAAAUUUUGAUAGAAGGAAACGAAAAGGAUAUGACUGAAGAAUUGGAUGGCUCUAGGAGUAUCUAUGAAACUGAUAAGCAGGAUUUGCUUCUUGUUAACAGUUGCAAAUACAACUUUGGAGCUAAUGAUGAAGAGGAACUGGUUAAAAUAACUGAAGAACCACGCAGUGCUAUCAAUGAGCAGGAAAGCACGAUACUAGACGAGAUUCCGUAUGGUGAGACCAACGAAGAUGAUUAUGAAGUAUUUAACCUAAGAAUCAUUCACCGGAAAAACAGAACAGGAUUUGAAGAGAGUAAAGAGUUUCCUAUUGUUCUACACACAGUCAUCGCCGGGCGGUAUUACAUUACGGAGUACCUGGGUUCUGCUGCUUUUAGCAAAGUUGUUCAGGCUCAUGAUACCCAGACCGGAGUUGACGUUUGCCUGAAAAUAAUAAAAAAUGACAAAGAUUUUUUUGAUCAAAGUUUGGAUGAAAUCAAACUUCUCAAGUAUGUCAAUAAGCAUGAUCCUGCAGAUGAGCACCAUAUUUUACGUCUCUAUGACUACUUUUACCAUCAGGAGCACCUUUUCAUAGUAUGUGAACUUCUUCGAGCCAAUUUAUAUGAAUUUCAGAAAUAUAAUCUGGAAUCUGGUGGGGAGCCCUAUUUCACGAUGAGUAGAUUACAGGUUAUAGCACGGCAAUGUUUGGAGGCAUUGGAUUACUUGCACAGUUUGGGGAUCAUUCACUGCGAUCUGAAACCCGAAAAUGUUUUGAUCAAGAGCUAUAGCAGAUGUGAAAUAAAGGUUAUCGAUCUUGGAAGCAGUUGUUUUGAGACGGACAACUUGUGUCUCUAUGUUCAGUCUCGAUCUUAUAGGGCUCCCGAAGUAAUUUUGGGGCUCUCUUAUGGUCCAAAAAUUGAUAUCUGGUCUCUUGGCUGUAUUAUGGCUGAGCUUUGCUCUAGUGAGGUACUUUUCCCGAAUGAUGGUGUUGUAAUGUUGCUGGCCCGCAUGAUUAGCUUGCUUGGUCCUAUUGAUCUGGAGAUGCUUUUGAGAGGACAAGAGACUCACAAAUACUUUACAAAGGAGUAUGACCUGUUCCAUAUUAACGAGGAUUCAAAUCAAAUGGAAUACAUAAUUCCAGAACAGUCCUCCUUGGAGCUUCAUCUUCCAGUUUCUGAUGCCGGUUUCAUGGACUUUCUAAGGUAUUUGCUUCAAAUAAACCCUCGAGGGCGCCCUACAGCAAGGCAAGCGCUUGAGCACCCUUGGCUUUCCUUACCAUAUACUAAUUAACAUCAGCAUCAUCACCUGCAACAACGGUUUGAUGUCCCAAUGUGUGAUUUCUUAGCAUUUUAUCAGUAAAGAAAAAUAAAAAAGAAAAAAAGAGUUUUUCUUUUUGAAGAGAAAGGCUGGGGGAUUUGCAUACUUGCAUCUGAAGCUGUUUGAUUUGGUUGAGUGCAACUUCUGUGCAAAAUACCUAUCGCGUAUCCAAACAUCUGUAAAUAUUACAGACACAGGAUGAUGUACAUACUACAUAGUGUAGUAGAGUUUUUAGUGUUUCUUUUUUCUUUUUUCGCGAUAGGUUUUUUUCGGCUGUUGUUCUUCUCCCUGUAGUCGAGCGACCGAGGAUUGGUUCCCUGAGUGCAGGCUAACAGAAAAAAUAUGUAGCAGCUUCAGUGUAUAAUGUACUGUAUGUUCAUAAUUUGCUGUUUUGCAGUGUUGAUGAAGUGCAUGAAUGGAAGUCUUUUACAUGUUAGAA
Molecule: messenger RNA, 2815 nt
Organism: Beta vulgaris subsp. vulgaris (sugar beet)
Lineage: Eukaryota; Viridiplantae; Streptophyta; Magnoliopsida; Caryophyllales; Amaranthaceae
Exons: 7
Coding region: 271-2349 (692 amino acids)
Biological process (GO): peptidyl-threonine phosphorylation; peptidyl-serine phosphorylation
Cellular component (GO): cytoplasm
Molecular function (GO): ATP binding; protein serine/threonine kinase activity; protein tyrosine kinase activity
Source: RefSeq, a predicted model, not a curated record